Messenger RNA from Salvia hispanica, 474 nucleotides. RefSeq lists its product as uncharacterized. Lineage: Eukaryota; Viridiplantae; Streptophyta; Magnoliopsida; Lamiales; Lamiaceae. The record is from RefSeq and is a predicted model, not a curated record.
ACCAAGUAGUGCAGAACAGUUCGUCUCUACUCUUCUAAAGGAAUUCAAAAGGUGAAGCGCAUCAAUGAUGCGAACAAGGAUUUUGUGGUUUGGUGUAGGUUUCGCCUCUGCUUCUGGAGCAAUUGCGCAGCUUGUGCUCAAGGAUCUCUGGACGGAUCGCGCUUCCCUUGCUUCGCAGGCGACGGAAAAGUUCGAUUCGUUGGAUGCGCGAGUGUUUAAUCUGGAGUCUGUGAUUUCCAGCAAGCAUACUUCACCUCAGGAUGAAGGGAAUCUUGGAUGAAGGUUCUGAUUGUUUGCAGCAUAUGCAUAUGAUCCUACAGCUGUUCUACUGUUCUUUCUGAAGAUUGAAUGUAUUUACAUUACUUUUGAGACUUUUGAAUGGCAGUGAUCUACUCAUAUCCAUCUUGACUUUGUCACAUACAUUAUGCUGUCAAUGUCAUCUAGUAUGUUAUAAUUCGAUAUGGAAUUCAUCAA